AUGUCUCCCUUAAACCAAACUGGUGUUAGCCACACUGUCUUCCACAUGCUGGGCAUCCCAGGGCUUGAGAGCCAACACAUGUGGAUUUCCAUCCCCUUCUUCAUAUCCUAUGUCACUGCCCUCCUUGGGAACAGCCUGCUCAUCUUCGUUAUCUUCUCAAGACGCAGCCUCCAUGAGCCCAUGUAUUUCUUCCUCUGCAUGCUGGCAGGAGCAGACAUUAUCCUCUCCACAUGCACGGUUCCACAGGCCUUGGCCAUAUUCUGGUUCAAGGCUACAGAGAUCUCCCUCAACUGCUGCAUCACUCAGCUCUUCUUCAUCCACUCCACCUUCAUCUCUGAGUCAGGAAUCUUGCUGGUGAUGGCCUUUGACCGCUACAUUGCCAUCUGCUACCCACUAAGAUACACCACCAUUCUGACACAUACACUGAUUGGGAAAGUUGGUAUAACUAUCUUUCUGAGAAGUUAUGGUACAAUUUUCCCCAUAAUAUUUCUUUUGAAAAGAUUAACUUUCUGCCAAAAUAAUAUCAUUCCACACACCUUUUGUGAACACAUUGGGUUGGCCAAAUAUGCUUGUAAUGACAUUAGAGUGAAUAUCUGGUAUGGAUUCUCCGUACUGAUGUCAACAGUGGUUCUAGAUGUCAUGCUAAUUUUUGUGUCUUACAUGUUGAUUCUUCGUGCUGUCUUCCGCAUCCCUUCCCAAGAGGCUCGUCACAAAGCUCUAAAUACUUGUGGUUCCCAUGUCUGCAUCAUUAUCCUCUUCUAUGGACCUGGAAUUUUUACAACUCUUACUCAGCGGUUUGGACGCCACAUUCCACCUCAUACCCACAUCUUAUUAGCUAAUGUCUGCAUUUUGGCCCCACCUAUGAUGAAUCCCAUCAUUUAUGGCAUCAAGACCAAGCAAAUUCAAGAGCAGGUGGUCCAAAUGUUGUUCCCAAAGCACAUCACUUUGGCAUAA
Messenger RNA from Sorex araneus (European shrew), 954 nucleotides. Its product is annotated as olfactory receptor 52B4-like. Gene Ontology annotation, cellular component: membrane. Gene Ontology annotation, molecular function: G protein-coupled receptor activity; olfactory receptor activity. The record is from RefSeq and is a predicted model, not a curated record. The transcript has a single exon. Lineage: Eukaryota; Metazoa; Chordata; Mammalia; Eulipotyphla; Soricidae. The coding region runs from base 1 to 954 and encodes 317 amino acids. Gene Ontology annotation, biological process: G protein-coupled receptor signaling pathway.